CGCGCCUCAAUGUCGCCCGUGGGCGGCCGCCCGCUGAAAAUAGCGAGCCCACCCGAACUCUACCAACGGCCCGAAGAGCACCGAGAGCAGCCGUUUCGUUCAUACGCAUAACCUUUCCUUACCUCCUUCUCACUCGGCUGAACAGCUGAGUAUCAAAACAAAGAAGCGAGACGGGCGGUCGCCGCUCCCGCUCGCCGGCCGGCCGGUGUCGCGCCGCACGCACGCCAGUUCUUGUUUGAACCGUGUCUAUUAAGGUUGUCCGCAGCAAGCUUGCGCGCAAAGUUUACUGCCGCGAAAGGGUUUUCCUUUGUCCCGAUCUUCGAGGACCUUGCCUUCGUAUUAUGUUUCCGCGCGAGAACCGCGAUCAGCCUCGGCUUAUUGAGGAGCCGAACCUACUUGAAAGUACGGUAUCGCACCGAAAUUCUCGUGGUUCCCCAAAAUUUUGUGACGGAUACCCCGCGAAACGUGUGCGUCGGGCGAUUUGAAAAUUUUGAGUGAACUUGUGACAGAAAGAAGUGUGAACUACGGAAUAAUAUUAAAUACCUCUGUUGUAUAUUUUUUUAAAGAGGCUAAUUGAACUCUAGGCAUCAUGUCAACCGGCAAACGCUUAGCGAAGCGCUCUAUCAUAGGGACCCGCGUUGCGGCUCUCAGUGAUGAUGGACUUUAUUACUCGGGCAUGAUCCAGGCUGUGAAAACCCCGGCAGCAUUUCCGGAAAACAACAAUUGUAUCAACUUGACUCCAAACACCCGUUACACGGUGCGGUUUGAUGGGGGCAAAAUGAUUCGCGAGUACCGCGAUGCGGAGCUCAUAGGACCCGGAUUUCGUGGAUUGGCCGGAGUUCGUUUGAAACCCGGUCAGCGUGUAUUCCUCACGUACAAUGGUCGCGAAGUCCGAGCCGACGUGUUAGAGCACGAUCACGACACCGACGAGCUUCGAGUUCAAAUUCACGUACCAGCCGCUGAAGUGCCCAUAGAACUAAGAAAAAGAUUGGAAGAGAUAAGAUUACUAGAGUCUCGGAAGUCAGCAAGGCUUGCUGACGUGGACACAGAUUUUGCAAGACUUGCAGACAUGGCCGGCGACAGGCGCCGAGCCUCUGCCAUCAUCGAAGUGCCUGCUCAUCACAUGCAAGGGUCGCGUAAACGAGGUCCCAGUAGUUCCUGCGAUUUAGGCUUUGGAGAGAGGGAUGACCAGAUGAAUGAAUGCAAUGCAGCCCUCGUUCUGAUGUCACUCAGCUGCUCACCAAACUCACCUCGACCCAGUGCGUGGGGUGGAAGGUCAUCAGUAUCCCCCGGAGCAAGCAGUAGCUCUGGUUCCUCAUGGAGGUCCGGCACCCCUUCCCCUCCGCCAGUGUCUUCAUCGUUCAGUGAUGAGGGCAUCGCAAUGGAUUAUGAGGACAUUCACCCACGCAAAAAGAGGAUCAAUAGCGUCGUAUUCGAAUGCACUUGGAGAGGUUGCGGCUAUAUCACCAACACGUGUUCUUCCAUCGAAGCGCAUAUCAGACAGACCCAUUUAGGGCCAAAGAAAGAAGGCGAAAGUGAUCAUGAGGAAGAGUUUUACUACAAUGAAGUAGCUGCACCAGCACCGCCACCCACUCUCUCCCAUAGAGACAUGUGCCGGCCGCCGCACGAAGAUCCCGACUACCAGCGACAGCUCGUCGGAUCCUACAGGCAAGGACUAUUGUCAACGAUGCAGAACGGAUCAGCGAGACCCAUAAGCAUUCCUAUAACGCAUUCCUGGUCAAGCUCACACUCACCGAAACACUUAAAGAUCUCCGGAGUCAGCAGCUCACCAGGCAGCCCUGGCAGACGUCCUCGCUCGGACAACAAAAAGUGCCGCAAGGUUUACGGUAUGGACCAACGUGACCUCUGGUGUACUCAAUGCAAAUGGAAGAAAGCGUGUACACGCUUUGGCGAUUAGCGCAUGCGCCGAUCGCUCGCCCCUACGCGCGCUAUGAUGACAAACUAACGUUUGUGUUGUGAACGGUUUCAAACGUUUCAUUACAAAAUAAGCAACAUUCACUGCCUCGGAGUCGUAUGAAGAUAUUAAGUAUUUCUCUUGGAUGAGACUAUUCCGUGUGCGGGACGUGAUGAUAUAGACUAAGCGAAGAAAAUAUAUUGAGUUUUUUAUUUAAUAUAAACUUAUACGGAGUAAAUAUAUU
Vanessa tameamea is the source of this 2159-nucleotide messenger RNA. It is a transcript of the gene Glut4EF, whose product is annotated as Glucose transporter 4 enhancer factor. The record is from RefSeq and is a predicted model, not a curated record. Bases 590 to 1918 code for a protein of 442 amino acids. Gene Ontology annotation, cellular component: nucleus. Gene Ontology annotation, molecular function: DNA-binding transcription factor activity; RNA polymerase II cis-regulatory region sequence-specific DNA binding. The transcript is spliced from 8 exons. Gene Ontology annotation, biological process: regulation of transcription by RNA polymerase II. Lineage: Eukaryota; Metazoa; Arthropoda; Insecta; Lepidoptera; Nymphalidae.